Jaminaea rosea is the source of this 1762-nucleotide messenger RNA. RefSeq lists its product as hypothetical. Gene Ontology annotation, cellular component: P-body. The transcript has 3 exons. Lineage: Eukaryota; Fungi; Basidiomycota; Exobasidiomycetes; Microstromatales. The record is from RefSeq and is a predicted model, not a curated record. Gene Ontology annotation, molecular function: mRNA binding. Gene Ontology annotation, biological process: P-body assembly; cytoplasmic stress granule assembly. The coding region runs from base 1 to 1536 and encodes 511 amino acids.
AUGGCCACGCCCCAAGCUGCCCCAGCCGGUGCUGGAGGGGCAUCCGGCGGGCCAGGCGACUUCAUCGGUGCGCUGAUCAGCCUCAUCUCCAAGUCGGACAUAAGGUACCAAGGCUUUCUAGCUCAGAUCGACCCCGUCGCAGCUACAAUCGCCCUUGAGAUGGUUCGCUCCUAUGGCACGGAAGGUCGUCUAGCCUCGCAGGGCAAGGCAGGCGAAGAGAUCCCGCCCAAUGCAAACGUGUACGAGUUUGUUACUUUCAAAGCCGCAGAUGUAAAGGACCUCAAGAUUGAUGAUCCCCAUCCUAAGCGGGAGCAACCUGGACAGCAAGGGUUCGUUGAUCCGGCCAUUCUUGGGUCCUCCGGAAGGUACGGCGGUGGCGCCCCGCCUCCUCCUGGCGGCCCUGGGCCUUACGGUCCCCCUCCAGGACAGGGACAAGGACAAGGCUGGGGCCCUCCUGGUCCUCCUCCUCCUCCCCACGCGUACGGCGGGUACGGGCCCGGUCCAUUCGCCGGUCCUCCCCCUCCUCAAUUCGGUGCGCCUGGGCCUACCCCGCCCAGCCAGCACGUCCAGCAGCACCAGCAGCAGCAGCGUCCUCCCCCUCCCCAGCAGCCCACUCCUUCCGCAGCACCCGCAGAGGUCAAGCCCACUCCACCCAGCGGCGCAGGUAGCAGCACGUCUAAUGGCGCCUCGCGCGUAGCAGAAGACUUCUCCAAGCUCAGCGUGGCGGAAAAGGACAAGAAGCAGGAUCAGUCAUUGUCAUCACCCCGCGCGCCCCCUUCUGGUCCGGCGGGGCCUUCAAGUUCGAGCGUCCCACCCAAGCCCACUUCCAAGUCCACUACUAUAGCGAACAACACGAUCCCUACGGGUCCCUCCGGCUCUCGUUCCCCCGCUGCACACGCAAACCUGCCCGCCCGCCCUCAGGCGACCGCCCCCUCUCACGCUACAAGCGCGUCUAGGAGUGGAGGUGGCGGGAGGAACAAGAGCGUCUUUGACCACAGUGGCAGUCGUGUCGAUGUACCUGCAACGGACUAUGACUUCGAGUCGGCCAAUGCUCGCUUCGCCAAGGAGAAGGAAGGUGGGGCCGGAGAGGAUGGGAAUGGAGAAGAGGGAGGUGCUGAGCUUGACGCCAUUCCUCCGCCGAAGGAGAGCCCCACGCAGAGCUUCUAUGACAAGGGGAGCUUCUUUGAUAACAUUAGCAGUGAGGUUAGGGAGAGGCACGAUCGCUCGCACAUCCAGGGACCUAGAGCAGGGGGCGCGGGUGGUGGGGGCGUUAUCACUUCAGGCUUCGAUGCCUCCGCGGGAGAGCGCGGAGAGCGUGGUGGUCCUGGACCUGGGUUCGGUGGCAGGGGGCGUGGUAGGGGAAGACAGGCGCGAUUUGAGGAGGAUCGAAAGAAUCUCGACACAUUUGGCGAGACUGGGCAAUCGACGUAUCGUGGGAGGGGGAGGGGACGGGGGAGGGGACGUGGUGGUGGAGGAAGAGGAGGAGGGAGAGGGGCAUUCCGAGGGGCCCCUCCUCCUACUACGGGAUUUGCGUGAGGCGAAGGGAGACGUGCCACGGCACGACACGACACGACACGCAGUGCCACCUUAGGCAAUGGAGCAACGAGCAAGAGCCGCUGGCUUCUCUUCCUCUGUUUCUGUCUCUCUGUCUCUCUAAGCCGCGUCACAAUCCACCUUCCCAUGUCAUCUCAUCGUCAGUCAUGCUCUCAUCGCAGAGAAGACUUUCUUUGAACUCUACUUGUAUUCCAAAUUCACUUCCUCC